CCAUUGGCAUUCACUGCGGCUACUAUAACAACUGUUGACAGGCGAAUUAUUAUUGUUUGACCGAAUGAAUAUCAAUAUUUGAUGGGCUGCCGAUGAUCGAUACGGCAGCACUCUAUGCAACAUAUAUCAGUGUUUUUUAUUUAGCCAUCCAUCCUGCGCUUGCGCACGCAACAUGUUUGCCCCGAACAAAUCGCCGAUUUACCUGCGCCACUGACCGUCCUUACCGAAUCGGCGCUUAUCGUAAUUUUAACGUUCUGAGUGGUCCCAGUUAACCAGCGGAUACCGGCAGUAUUUAUUAUUAAUUAUUAAUAAGGAUUAAUUGGCCCGGAUACGCCUGCUCUUGGUCAACAUCUCGGCACUAUCGGUAUAGGCUAUAGCCGAUUGACUGAAUGACCGGAAGUGGAUUUUGUAAGGCGCCCAGAUAGCCGUGUGUGGACGCGUUACUGGCCGCCACUGAUCUCUAGUUAAUCAUGGUAUUCCCCGAAGGAAAACUUGCCUGGUAUAGCGUGUUGUUGCUCGUUCCCCUGAUACUCUUGUGUGGGAAACGGGAAGUGUCAUCGGCCAGCGCGAUGACGCCGUGUCCGGCCGGCAAGCCCAACGGGCUGUACCCGCACCCGACGGACUGCGGCGCCUUCAUCACGUGCCUGGACGGCACUUACCACAUCCAGGCCUGUCCCGAGACGCUGCACUUCAAUCCCGAGGACCAGGUCUGCGACUGGCCCGACAACGUCCGCUGCCUCUCAGCGACCCCGCAAGAACUGGCUUCGUUCAACCAGUACGGCGCCGGGCACCCGGGCGGGCGCAUCAUGGCGCGGCUGGUGGAGCAGUUCAACAAGGGCGACCUGUCGUUCCAGUGCCAGACGGAGCAGGCCAGUGUGCCGCUGGAGCAGGACUGCGGGCUCUUCGUGCGUUGUCAGCAGUGGCGUAGUUUCCUCGUCACCUGUCCCGAACAGUGGAUGUUCAGUCCGAAGGACGGCCGGUGUGUGCCGGAGUCCGCUCUGCCCGACACGGCGCACUGCGUCCGCCGCGCCGACUUCCGUUGCCCCACCGCCCAGGGCAUCUUCCCCGACCGCCGCGAUCGCAGAAAGUACUACAACUGCUGGAGCUUCCGGUGGUACCAUCAAACCUGCCCCAAAGGUCUGGUGUUCAACGACAAGCAGAAAUGGUGCGACUACUCGUGGAACAUGGACGAGCUGCCGCCCGCCGGGAGCGCCGACAGCGCCGGGAUCCCCGUGGCCGAGCUUCAACGACCCAAUCCCGCCGGAUCGGGCAUGCAGCCGGGCAACAACAACGGCGGCUCGCAAAUGUCCAUCACGGCGCAGCUGCCGCCCAGCGGCGGUUUCCCCGUUCUCAACAACAACUUCCUCCCGCAAAACGAUCCUCCGCUGCAGAACAACGCCGGGGGAGUGUUCCUGCAGAACCAGCAGCCUAUGCGUGCGGACGACGGCCUGCCGCACUUCGACGGUCGCGUGGUGAAUGCAGACGGGAACGUCCUGGCCCAGGGCGUCAACUUCGCCGUGCAGAGCCAUCCACACUUCACUUCGCAGCACCAACAACCGCAGCUGCAGAGUAACGGGCUUAUGGAUCCAUUUCUGCAGUCGAUGCCGGGGAGUAACGGGGACUUCCGCGGAGACUGGAAAUCCGGCUUCCCGGAUGGAGGUCACCAUAACCGCGAGCGCUCCGGCUUCCAGGCGCACGAGCAGCAACUGCACGCUCCCGUCAACGAUGACCCGCACAUGGUGAUGGAUCCGGCCGUCGGGCCGUUGCCCGGCAUGCAGCAGCUCUUCCACGACUUCGUCCGCCAGCGUUUCCUGCCCAGCUACACGAUGGCCAACUCCACGCGGCACGGCAGUCACGUGGACAGCGCCGGCCACUCUGCUGAACGAGCGCAGCUAGCCGAAUCCGCCAGCCAACCGCGCAAAUUCCACAUCAACUUCCGCACACCGGAAACGCCGCUGCCGCCGCGCCACGCCGUCGACCUUGCAGAGCUGUCCGCCGCCAACGUCUCCGCCAAUAACACCGAGGCGCCGGAACCAUCACCGCUGAAUUCUAAUCUCCUCUCGUCGGCGCCGCAGCUGCGCAUCGUUCCCGCCCCGCUCCCGUCGCUGCCGGCCGUCCCCGUCAACGCCCUCGUCCCCGGCGAACUGCAGCCGGACUGGCAGAAGAAGCGCGUCGGGAUCCGCCGCUAUUUCAACAAUUCCGCCGCCGCCGCUAAACUCGCGCUGCCCUGGACGGAUCUAACGUUCAACCGCUAUCUGUCGUCGGUGCCGUUCGGAUGAUGUUGUUAGCCGCAGUAUUUAUCUUGUAUUAAAGCGCACUGGAACGUGAUUUUGAUGUGUUUGCAAAAGUACAUCAAAACGCUUC
Molecule: messenger RNA, 2364 nt
Organism: Paramacrobiotus metropolitanus
Lineage: Eukaryota; Metazoa; Tardigrada; Eutardigrada; Parachela; Macrobiotidae
Exons: 6
Coding region: 471-2279 (602 amino acids)
Cellular component (GO): extracellular region
Molecular function (GO): chitin binding
Source: RefSeq, a predicted model, not a curated record